CUCACUGUGGGUCAUAACUCCAAGCUCUUGCGUCCCCUUCCUUAAAACCCCACCUCAAAACUUUGACCUCUAGCAGAGACUCCAAAUCUUGGUCCCAUCAUGUCAGGCGCUCCUGCCCUGAUGCAGGGCAUGUACCAGGAUCUGUCCUGCCCACUCUGCCUCAAACUCUUUGAUGCACCCAUCACGGCCGAGUGUGGCCACAGCUUCUGCCGUAAUUGCCUGCUCCGCCUGGCCCCAGAUCCUCAGGCUGGGACUGUACUCUGCCCUUCUUGCCAGGCACCCACCAAACCUGAUGGGCUUAAUACCAACCAGCAGCUGGCACGGUUGGUGGAGAGCCUGGCUCAGGUGCCGCAGGGCCAUUGUGAGGAGCAUCUGGACCCACUGAGUGUCUACUGUGAGCAGGACCGGGCACUGAUAUGUGGAGUAUGUGCCUCUCUGGGCAAGCACCGAGGGCACAGCGUGGUCACUGCUGCUGAGGCCCACCAGAGGAUGAAGAAGCAACUCCCACAACAGAGGCUGCAGCUACAAGAGGCAUGCAUGCGCAAAGAGAAGACUGUGGCUCUAUUGGAUCGGCAACUGGCUGAGGUGGAGGAGACAGUUCGUCAGUUCCAGCGUGCCGUUGGGGAGCAGCUUGGUGUGAUGCGGGCUUUCCUGGCAGCUUUGGAGUCCUCACUAGGCAAAGAGGCAGAGCGAGUGACUGGAGAGGCAGGGACAGCCCUGAAGGCUGAACGUAGAAUUGUCACUUCCUACCUGGACCAGCUUCAGCAGAUGGAGAAGGUGUUGGAUGAAGUCACUGAUCAGCCUCAGACAGAAUUCCUCAGGAAAUACUGCCUGGUGAUUAGCAGGUUGCAGAAAAUCCUAGCAGAGUCACCUCCAGCUGCUAGACUGGACAUUCAGCUGCCUAUUAUCUCUGAUGACUUCAAAUUCCAGGUCUGGAGGAAGAUGUUCCGGGCCCUAAUGCCAGCCCCAGGAAGUCUCACCUUCGACCCAGCCUCUGCCCAUCCCAGCCUGCUGGUAUCCCCGUCUGGAAGGCGGGUGGAGUGCGUGGAGCAAAAGGCGCCGCCAGCGGGGGAUGACCCGCAGCAGUUCGACAAAGCGGUGGCGCUGGUGGCCAAGCAGCAGCUGUCGGAGGGCGAGCAUUACUGGGAAGUGGAGGUGGGCGACAAGCCCCGCUGGGGCCUGGGGCUGAUCUCCGCUGACGUCAACCGUCGGGGAAAGCUGCACCCGACCCCCUCGCAGGGCUUUUGGAUGCUGGGGCUGCGCGAAGGGAAAGUGUACGAGGCUCACGUGGAGAGCAAGGAGCCCAAGGUGCUCAAAGUGGAAGGCCGGCCCUCGAGGAUCGGCCUCUAUCUCAGCUUCCGGGACGGCGUCCUCAGCUUCUACGAUGCCAGCGACCUCGAUAACUUGGUCCCUCUCUACGCAUUUCACGAGCGUCUCCCUGGCCCCGUCUACCCUUUCUUUGACGUCUGCUGGCACGACAAGGGCAAGAAUGCACAACCCCUGCUGCUGCUGGGGCCAGAUGGGGAGCAGUGAGAGGCAGAUCAGGAGGAAUAGGAGACAGAUGAUGGGGGCAGACGGUUGUCAGUCGACAAGUAUUUUAUUCAGAAUUUACUGCUUAUCGAACAGCAUAAGGUAGGAGGGAGGGAGCAGUUCUAAAGUUUGGAAAUCGUAACUAAUAAAGGAGACCACAGUGUGUGACUUGU
Messenger RNA from Gracilinanus agilis (Agile Gracile Mouse Opossum), 1703 nucleotides. RefSeq names its product tripartite motif containing 72 (gene TRIM72). Gene Ontology annotation, molecular function: protein binding; zinc ion binding. Bases 100 to 1533 code for a protein of 477 amino acids. Lineage: Eukaryota; Metazoa; Chordata; Mammalia; Didelphimorphia; Didelphidae. The record is from RefSeq and is a predicted model, not a curated record. The transcript is spliced from 7 exons.